Molecule: messenger RNA, 833 nt
Organism: Eublepharis macularius
Lineage: Eukaryota; Metazoa; Chordata; Lepidosauria; Squamata; Eublepharidae
Product: lipocalin-like
Exons: 7
Coding region: 113-673 (186 amino acids)
Molecular function (GO): small molecule binding
Source: RefSeq, a predicted model, not a curated record
CUAGUCCAGCCAAUAAAUAGCCGCCUGGUCUGGGAUUCUGGCUCAUGCUAAUUCUGUCUCUGGACAAGCGGAGCACUGCAGGACUGACUGUGGACAGAACAGAGCGUCAGGCAUGCAGCAGCCACGGCUCUUUGGCUUCCUGGCCCUGAUUCUUGGAUGCUUGCUCCAGGCACAGGCUGAAGUCCCGGUUCAGCCAAACUUCCAGCAAGAUCAGUUCUUAGGGAGAUGGUACAGCAUCGGCCUGGCCUCCAAUUCCAAAUGGUUCAAGGAAAAGAAGUCGGUGAUGAAGAUGUGUACCACAAUGGUAACACCCACAGAAGACGGAAACCUGAAUAUAACUUCCACCUACCCCAAGCUCGAUCAGUGCGAGACGAGAAAGAGUCUUUUUGUUCUGACUGACCAGCCAGGCCGAUUCACCUACAUCAGCCCACGGUCUGGAAGCCCACAUGAAGUCCGAGUGGUGGAGACCGACUACAAUGAGUAUGCGUUGGUGCAUGUCAAGAAGAUGAAGGGCACGGAGACCUUCACAAUGGUGACACUGUAUGGCAGACGCAAGGAGCUGAACCUGGGGUUGCUGGAGAAAUUCACUCGGUUUGCCUUGGAGCAGGGACUCGCCCAGGAGAACAUCCUCACCUUGCCUCGGACUAAUCUGUGCAUGGAGGAAUCUGUGUAGUGCUGUCUCGAGUGAGAAAGAUCUUUGCUGAUCUGCAGUCCUGGAUUUCUUCCAUGCUUGAGGCAGCAGCCAUUUCUGCUGAACCCUACACCUCUCUCGAGUCAAACUCUUCAUGUGUAAUAUCUUCUCUUGACUAAAAAGUAAACAAGUUAUACCACAA